AUGAACACUUUCGAUAUGAACUCACUCGGCCAAACAAUCAAGCAACUACUACUUUGCCAUCCAGAUGACAUCCGAGCAAAUGAACUGAGCGAUAACAACUUUGUGAUGUCACCAGAGAGGUAUUCAAGUGAGUUGAGGGAGUUUGUAAAGUUGUUGUUGGCAUCAAAGAAAGGUGAUCAUUAUAAGUUGUUAAAGAUGUUGGAUUACCCUUUGGUACCUUCAAUGGAGGACCGUGUCCACGCAUGGCGACUAAAGGACUAUUUCAACCAUCCAACCAUCCAUUUCACAUUGCCAAAAGGAACAUGGAGCUUUGAGUUUGGUCAACAGUUCAAUCAACCACUCCCUGAAGACUUCCUCCCAGCAUCCCUCGAGUGUUUGACGUUUGGCGAGUGCUUCAACCAGGCGAUACAGUAUGGUGAGCUGCCUCCAUCCAUCACUGAACUCAAGUUUGGCCGUCAGUUCAACCAGCCACUCACUCCAGGUGUGCUUCCUGACUCGUUGACAUCACUCACCUUUGACUGGAACUUCAAUCAACCAUUCAUCAAUGGUGCGCUGCCCUAUGGCCUCACCAGCCUUGUGUUGGGCGACCUCUUCAACCAGGCCAUCGUGGCCUGUAGCCUGCCGCCCUGCCUCGCCACACUUCGAUUUGGUUCAAAGUUCAAUCAGAUUGUGUUGCCAGACACCCUGCCUGAGAGCCUUACAUCUCUGACCUUUGGGCUCAACUUCAAUCAAUGUCUAUCGCAACCUGGUGUGCUGCCACUCUCCUUGACACAUCUCAGUCUCGAUGAGUACUACGAUCAUCCAUUCUCACAGCCUGGUGCGCUACCCGAGUCUUUGCGCACGCUCCACCUACGCACAACCUACAAGCACCAGUCCGACCUGGCAGUGCCGCCACACUGCAUGAUUGAGUACAGUUGA
Molecule: messenger RNA, 918 nt
Organism: Acytostelium subglobosum LB1
Lineage: Eukaryota; Evosea; Eumycetozoa; Acytosteliales; Acytosteliaceae
Exons: 2
Coding region: 1-918 (305 amino acids)
Source: RefSeq, a predicted model, not a curated record